GGACUCAUUAGCUCCGCCUUCAACACGCUGCUCUGGGAGCUAAAGCUGUUUCUGCUUAAACCUGAUACAAAUAAACACUCUUCCGAGAUUCAAAGGACAAAGUAGCGCAGAGGUUUGAUUUUUAUUAGCGUUUCAGAUGUUGAGCAUGAAAGCGCAGGUGGAUGUGGUCUGCUGUAAAUCAGUAGGAACUGAUCUGUCCAUGCUGGAUAUUGAGGAUUUCAUCACAGAAAUCUGUCAGCUGAAGAAAGAGGUGGCUUCACUGGAGGCAAAGCUGAGAGAAAGAGGAGACAAACUGAACAGAGAGGAUGUGGAGCAGGUUUUGGUGCGUGAGACUGAUGGGACAGAAGCUCAGGAUUCAGUCUGGAGCGUCAGAGAUCAGAGAUCCAGAGACACACAGGACUCAGAGCUCAGCCUCACUUUACUCUGUUAUACUGACGCUCAGGAUCAUGAAUCCACUGAUCAAACCUCUGACUGUAACGCUGGAGAACAGCAGAUGCUGCAGACGCCGCUGAAGAUGUGCUCCGUCAAACUGGUGGACUGCAGGAACCUGAUCGAGAGCAGAGGAGAAGAAACCACUGCAGAGAAACAACAACAGCACACUGAUGAGGAGGAAGAGGAGGAGAAUAAUGGGGAGGAUGAUGAAGAUGGUGAUGAUUGUACUGCAAAUAAUGGGGAUGAUGAUGAUGAAGAUUUCAUUCCAGAAAUGAGUUGUGGUUCAUCUUCUGAUGGAGGUGAAGAAACCGUCUCGACUUCAAAAGAGCAGCUGAUGGUCAAGACUUUCUCCUGCAGCACCUGUGGAAAAACACUGAGUUCAGAGGGUAAUUUAAAGAGACAUGAGAGAACACACACAGAACAGAAAGAUUUCAGCUGUAGGAGAUGCAAAAUCAGCUUUCCUACCGCAGAAGAGAAGAGACUUCAUUCAAAAGAGCACAGCCGGAAGAAAGCGUUUCACUGCGAACUGUGCGGGAAGGAUUUUUUCACCACUGCUCCUAAUAUGAAAUCUCAUAUAAAAACACACAGCGAAAAGUCUUUCCACUGCAGUGAAUGUGACAAGUAUUUCACCACCAAAGGAAAUCUUGUUGCUCAUAAGCGAAUCCACACGGGAGAAAGACCAUACAAGUGUCCUCACUGCGAGAAAAGAAUAAUGUAUGCAUCUCAUCUGAAGACACAUAUGCGUUUGCACACCAAUGAGAGACCGUAUCAGUGCAGUGAAUGUGGGAAAGCCUUUAGGCAGUUGUUUAGUCUAAAGUCACACCAAAAAAUGCACUCAGGUGAGAAACCGUUUCAAUGCAAACACUGUGACAAGCGAUUCCUUCACAAAUCCUAUCGGAACUAUCAUGAGAGGACUCACACCGGAGAGAAACCAUAUCUGUGCUCCUACUGCGGGAAGAGCUUUUCUAGUCCAAUUCUAUUUGCAAUUCAUCAGAGAAUCCAUACUGGAGAAAAACCGUAUCACUGCAGUUUCUGUGGGAAGAGUUUCAGUAAACACAUUACAUUACAAAACCACAAGAGGACUCAUACUGGAGAAAGACCAUACAAAUGCUCACAAUGUGACAAGACGUUUGCUCGAUCAGACAUCCUUAAGGUCCAUCAGCGAGUCCAUACAGGAGAUAAACCUUACUCCUGCUCCAUCUGCAGCGAGAGAUUCGCUUAUUUAGGUAGUUUUCAGGCCCACCAAAACAAACACGCUAAAGAACAAACUGCUCCAGAAUCAUCAGAGUGACUUUUCAUGUCUUGGUCUGUCAGUAAAGGCUUUAUUUCUGUUGAUGCUUUCAUCAUUCAUGCCAUGAGAUAUAUGACAGUAACAAUCACAAACAUGAUGAUUUCAAUUUAAAACAUAAACCAUUUAUUAUGCAAAAGUUGAAUUGAAACGUGAUACCAGAAUGAUGUCUGUGUUAUUAGCUUUCACCGGUUGUUAUAAUGGAAUAACAUAGAUUGGAAUGUGGUGACUGACCAAUCAGAAUCAAGCACUCCACAGAGCAAUGUAAUAACUCAAACUAUUGUUGUAUACACAAUUUUCCUGAUGUGGAAAAUAUCAGCAUGCAAAUCACAGGAGAAAGUCUUAAAUUUGAAGUCAUGGCGUUAUUUGUUUAAUAUGUUCCAAAAAAAUGUAUAUCUUCCUUCCAGUACAGCUGUUUCUCUGUUUACUUGAGUGAUUCUGGUGAAAUCUACAAAGAAUGUCCAUGUUGUAAAAGUAAAUAAAGCCAGUAUGUAGGACCAUCAAGGUUUUUUUGUUUUU
Carassius auratus (goldfish) is the source of this 2239-nucleotide messenger RNA. Its product is annotated as zinc finger protein OZF-like. Gene Ontology annotation, biological process: regulation of transcription by RNA polymerase II. The transcript has 4 exons. Gene Ontology annotation, molecular function: DNA-binding transcription factor activity, RNA polymerase II-specific; RNA polymerase II cis-regulatory region sequence-specific DNA binding. The record is from RefSeq and is a predicted model, not a curated record. Lineage: Eukaryota; Metazoa; Chordata; Actinopteri; Cypriniformes; Cyprinidae. Bases 137 to 1723 code for a protein of 528 amino acids.